Molecule: messenger RNA, 533 nt
Organism: Notothenia coriiceps (black rockcod)
Lineage: Eukaryota; Metazoa; Chordata; Actinopteri; Perciformes; Nototheniidae
Product: DNA-directed RNA polymerase I subunit RPA1-like
Exons: 3
Source: RefSeq, a predicted model, not a curated record
GUUUCUUCUUGAAGUGCCUGUUCUCAGGAGUGGAGGAGGGGAAGCUAUCACUGGCAGCAGAGGAAGGCUUCUAUUCUGACCACUUCUUCCUCGAGCUGCUGGUGGUCCCACCCUGCAGGUAUCGUCCAAUCAAUCGCAUCGGUGACCAGAUGUUCACCAACGGUCAGACAGUCAACAUGCAGGCGGUAAUGAAGGACUCUGCAAUCAUCCGGAAACUGCUGGCUCUCAUUGCGGGGGAGAAGAUUGAUAAGGAGGAAGAGGCUCCAGAACAGAUGGACCAAGCGUUUCUGACGGGGAUCCCUGGGCUGACGGUCACAGAUAAACUCUACAACAUCUGGGUGCGGCUGCAGACACACGUCAACAUCGUCUUUGACAGCGACAUGGACAAAAUGAUGUCGGAGAAAUACCCCGGAAUCAGACAGGUAUCCUGCGACUUUGACCAACAUCAGAUUACUAUGUUUCUCUUGCUUUCUCUGACCAAUUCAUCAAUAAAUCACCACAGUAUCCAAUUGAAUGGGACUACAUAGCAAGAU